AUGCAAGCCGCAGCCGCUGCCAAGUCCAAGGCCACGGCCGCCACGGCCAACGCGCCCAUCUUCCUCCAGAAGACGUACACGAUGUUUGAGAACUCGCCCGACAGCGUCGCCGCCUGGGCCAACAACGGAACGACCAUCGUCAUCAAGGACCCUGAGGAGUUCGCGCGAUCGGUCCUGCCAAAGUACUUCAAACACAACAACUUUGCCUCGUACGUACGGCAGCUCAACUUUUACGGCUUCCGCAAGUACAAGAAGGACGACAUUGUCAUUGUCGACGACGACAAGACGAAGCACUGGUGGGAGUUUUACCACGACCAGUUUCUGCGCCACCGGCCCGAGCUCAUGGCGCAGAUCCGCCGCAAGACGUACUCGGAGAACGACUCGACCGAGAAGGAGGAUGUCGAAGUGCUCAAGAGUCAGGUGGUCUCGUUCCAGAACCAGCUCGAGCAGCUCACGGGCCAGAUCACAAGCCUCACAGCCGUCGUCUCGGCCCUCAUGGCGCGCAGUGGCAAGCGCCCGGGCGCACCGGCCACACCUGCAGCCGUUGCCGCCCUGGCCGCGCAGGCCAAGCGGAGAAAAAUGGCCGAGACCGACAGCAUCGUGCAGCUCUAA
This is a messenger RNA of Saprolegnia parasitica CBS 223.65, 612 nucleotides long. RefSeq lists its product as hypothetical. Gene Ontology annotation, biological process: regulation of DNA-templated transcription. The transcript has a single exon. The record is from RefSeq and is a predicted model, not a curated record. Bases 1 to 612 code for a protein of 203 amino acids. Lineage: Eukaryota; Oomycota; Saprolegniomycetes; Saprolegniales; Saprolegniaceae. Gene Ontology annotation, molecular function: DNA-binding transcription factor activity; sequence-specific DNA binding.